CUUCUGCGGCCUCUCACUACGCUCCCACUCUCGGCCCCGUCCUGCACCCAGCACGCAGCCUCCGACACUCCAAGCGGUGCCAUCGCCGCCCAUAUCCUCAGCAGAGCCUUGCUGGUACCUCGACACACAUCCUCUGCCCCCUCUCCUCUCUGCCCGCUGCCCACAUCUUCGCUUCGAGACAUCCAAAGCCUCCUGGAAAUAGUCACACAGAGCUUCAAACUCUCGCCAGCAACCACCUCCUUUGAUCCGCCCAACCAUCCACUUUCCGACCAUUGUGCUUGUAGUCAGGAGACAGCAGGCGUUGUAACCGCCCCGGAAACACGCUAGCCAUAUAAUCUCGUUCGAUUUCCGCCCUUUCGCCCUUUCAUGGCAUCUAAACGUUCAUAUAGACGACAAAAGCUAUCUCAAACUUUGUCAUCGUCUUCAUUCCCAUCAAACUCCAUGAAGAUGGAAGAUUCUUGGCGCGCCGUUCCCGAGAUUCCCAACCCCUCCCAGCCGGAUGGCGACAGCGAUGGAGGGUACUCUACUGUCCUCCUGGUGUUCAUACCAGUACUAGUCGUGGUACUCACUGUACUGCUGGGCCUCGUAGUCUUCUUGGUGGCCGUCUUGUUUAUGCGUCGUAGGAGAGGCAUCAGAUUGUUAGAAGAUGGCGGACCAUUAGAUCUUUCCAAAGGCGAUGGAGUGUUUGGGGAAGGCGGAACAGAGGGCGUUGAAGCAAGGUGGCUAGAGACUGUCGACCCCGAUAUUCGAGAGGCAUACAACCGCGCCAAAGACUGGCAAGCACAAUUCCCGCCCACGUCUAUACCCACCGACAUCACACUAUCACAAUUUCUCUCUAUCCAGGAAAAGGGCGUCUCUGCUUGGGCGUUUGAACCGAAUUACGAGGAGAACCUCUCCCUGUAUGUUCAGUCCCGUACCGAGAUCACCUUUCUUUCCGAUGGUCCCGGCAUGCCCGCUCGCGAGGGGGGAGGAAACUCUGUCAUGGCGAACCUUCCCCUCCCCAAGCUCAACGAGGUCUAUUACUGGGAAGUAAAGCUGUACGAAAAGAACCCCAAUACGGAGAUCGCCAUCGGGCUCGCUACCAAGCCCUUCCCCUCCUUCCGGCUGCCCGGCUGGAACAAGCACUCGGUCGCGUACUUUGCGUCCGAUGGAUUCAAAUCGCACGACUUUCCCUUCACUGCUUCCUCCUACGGCCCUCCACUAGCCGAAGGCGAUGUGCUUGGUGUCGGAUAUCGUCCUCGGACUGGUACGGUCUUCUUCACCCGUAACGGUCGAAAGAUGGACGAUGCCUACACUGGUCUUCAACGAUUGAACCUCUUCCCUACUGUCGGUGCCAACGGCCCUUGUACGCUUCACAUUAAUCUGGGACAAGCUGGAUUCGUCUUUAUUGAAGCAAAUGUCAAGAAGUGGGGUUUGGCGCCCAUGGUGGGAACCCUUGCGCCUCCUCCAGCUUACGGCAGUGAGCGAGGGUCGAUCUUGCUUGAAUCUGGAUACGGCACCCCUGGAGCGGAUUCCUCUGGAAGCCAUGCGGGGAUGGGGGCAUUGCUGGAAGCUGCCAGAAACCGGGGUAUCCCGAGUUAUGCGUCCGGAUCGCCUGGACCAUCCUCCUCGUCGGCCAUGUAUGCCUCUGGUGGGAGUGGGAGGACGAGGAGACAUCGCCACCGCCGCCCUGGGCCUGAAAACCAUGUCCCUAGUCCCCUACGGCCAGCUGACGAGAGCGCCGAAGACGUGCACUUGUCUCAGAGCUCGGGGUCUUCUGUUUCAUCUCACGGACUGAGCUACGAGUCGCCCACCGAUGCUCCCGUUCCUCAAACUCGUGUUCCACCUCCAGCUGUCGAGUCCUCUUCCUCUGCGUCGUCUCAAUCUGGAUCGUCGGACGGUGGUAUGAACACGCCGAGGCGCGAUCUAGGGCGCGAACAAUCUCCUAUCGAACACAACCCUCCCACUCCCAACCUCCUCGACAUUUCCAUGCACAGCCUCCGUGGCGGGAACUAUUUCCCUCCCGAAUUCACCUCGGAAGACACCGAGUCUGAUACCACUCCUCAACCACGCUCUCCUGUCACACCCGCCGAAAGCGAAAGACGCGAGGGCCCGCCAGUGGUGACGAGGCUUCCUGGGCCAGACUCGCCACCUCCACCUGGAUAUGCGCCGCUGGACCCGCACGUCUAUGCAAACGGGCUGCCGGCGGAUCUGCCCGAGGAGAUGGUGACACAGGCUAUUGCUGCUAUGAGCGAGGCGUAAGUCGUCAGCUACAUACAAGGAACUCGAUCUGACUUGUUCACAGCGAGAACAGGGAGCAAGCUCAGCAACGAGCGCAACAAGGAGAGAGUGAAGGGGAGGAUCAUGGAUCUAGAUGGUUCACCUUUGGAAGGUCAUGAUGGAGCGCAUCUUUGCGAUCCUCUAUAUGACCUUCCGUUUCGUAUCGCUUUUCAUUCUUCAUAUUCUUAGCAUCUUACGUACAUCCAUCAUCGUUACACUGUUGGUAUAUUAUCUUUUCAACUCUCAGGAUUGUAUUUGGCACAAUGAUGCACGUUGUGUAAUUCCGCUGUUUGACUGUCGUGAAAGAGCUGC
Cryptococcus amylolentus CBS 6039 is the source of this 2571-nucleotide messenger RNA. RefSeq lists its product as hypothetical. The transcript is spliced from 3 exons. The coding region runs from base 367 to 2241 and encodes 624 amino acids. The record is from RefSeq and is a predicted model, not a curated record. Lineage: Eukaryota; Fungi; Basidiomycota; Tremellomycetes; Tremellales; Cryptococcaceae. Gene Ontology annotation, molecular function: protein binding.